Chrysoperla carnea is the source of this 862-nucleotide messenger RNA. RefSeq lists its product as uncharacterized. The record is from RefSeq and is a predicted model, not a curated record. The transcript has 2 exons. Lineage: Eukaryota; Metazoa; Arthropoda; Insecta; Neuroptera; Chrysopidae. Bases 157 to 750 code for a protein of 197 amino acids.
ACGAACAAUAAUAUUUCGAAAAAGCAAACAGACAUUACAACUUCGUCGAAAAAUUUUCAAAUACAACAUGCUUUUGAGAAUCACACUCGUAACAAUGCAACUCUUAUUGAUUUAUCCACUCCCAUAAAUUGUAACCAAUUAGUAAAGGCAAAGAAAAUGGAAGAAAAAUCUGAAUUGAAUUUCAAUUUUACACCAUAUCCUGCAGAAAUUCCUAAAUUAUUUGACUCAUUGAGCGAUUCAUUUAAAUUUGUAAUGCCCCAAAGUAUUUUGAAUGAAUCUAUUGCAAAACCAACUUCGGUAACGAUUGCAUCAAAACAUUCUAGUUACCAUUAUCAAGAAGUUCCAAAAGAUACCAAUUUUCAAGAAAAUAGUCAUAAUAAUUCGUUUAUUUUAAAUAAUUAUUUUGAUCAAUAUGCCCAGGCAAAUAGUAAUUCUGUACUCGAAAAUCCAAUACAAGACGAUAUUGUAUCAGACGUAAAUGAAAUAGAAUUUGAAAAAGGUUUGGACAAUAUUAUAACCAGUACAGCAAAAACUUCAUAUUCUAAAAUAGAAUCUGAACAAAAAUUUCAGUUGAUUCAACGAUUAGAUGUUAUACCGAAAGGAAUGUCACAAAUCUAUGAUGAUACAAAUACUUGCAUUUGUCGUCAUUUAAGCCCCCGAACAAAAAAAGAAUUGUUGCAGAAAAUUAAAAGAAAAUACGAACAGAAGUUAAAUUUUGAUCGUGAUUUAGAAAAAUUCCAAUCGAAAUAAUCUUAUGGCUACAUUGACAAUGACAUUAAUUAACGAAUUAAUUGAUUUUUGUUUGGACACUAAUGGUGUAACAAAUUUUUUUCCUCAAACAGUAUUAACAAUAAUAAAUUCA